This is a messenger RNA of Phascolarctos cinereus (koala), 2703 nucleotides long. RefSeq names its product alpha-L-iduronidase (gene IDUA). Lineage: Eukaryota; Metazoa; Chordata; Mammalia; Diprotodontia; Phascolarctidae. Gene Ontology annotation, molecular function: L-iduronidase activity. Gene Ontology annotation, biological process: carbohydrate metabolic process. The record is from RefSeq and is a predicted model, not a curated record.
UUCUCCCGGGAGUGGGAGUGGGGCUCCCUGCCGGGAGCGCAGAGGAUGCGUGUUGUGAUUCCGGGGCUGCGCGCGCUCUCCUGGGGAGGCCUGAGCGAAGCGGAGCGCUGCUGGGCUAGGAGGGGCGGCCCGCUGUCUUCCUCCGAGGAGCCGGAAGCCGGCUGCCAGCUGCGGGAGCUAGCUACAUUGUAGCGGAGCCUGGCGACAUUGUAGCGGCUCUGGGCCGGCGGCUGGAUGGGGGCUCGGAGCGCGUUGGCCGCGGCGUUAAUGCUGCUCCUGGCCUUGCUGCCGCGAACCUUCGCCUCGUGCCUCUUCUCGGUGGACGCCUCCACAGCCACAGGGCAGCUGAAGCCUUUCUGGAAGAGCACCGGCUUCUGCCCUCCUUUGCCCCAUGAAAAGUCAGACCUGUAUGAUCUCAGCAAAGACCAGCAGCUCAAUCUCGCCUACAUUGCGUCCAUCCCUCACAGGGGCAUCGAACAGAUCAGGAUCCACUGGUUACUGGACCUCAUCACAGCCAGUGUCACCGAUGGGAAUCUUCGCUACAAUUUUACCAACCUGGAUAGAUUUUUAGAUCUUCUUUGGGAGAACCAGCUCAUUCCAGGGUUUGAGUUGAUGGGGAGCCCAUCUGGAUACUUUACUGAUUUUGAGGACAAGAAGCAGGUGUAUGAAUGGAGGAACCUGGUCACCCUAUUGGCUACGAGAUAUAUUGAGAAGUAUGGGGUAAGCCACGUCUCCAGAUGGAAUUUUGAAACGUGGAAUGAACCAGAUCAUCACGACUUUGACAACGUGUCCAUGACAAUCCAAGGCUUCUUGAACUAUUAUGAUGCCUGCUCAGAAGGCCUAAGGAAAGCCAACGUAGGGCUGAAGUUUGGAGGUCCUGGUGACUCCUUCCAUCCAUUUCCAAAGUCCCCCAUUUGCUGGAACCUACUCAGUCACUGCUACAAUGGGACAAACUUUUUCACGGGUGAGAAAGGUGUGCGCCUGGAUUAUAUCUCCUUACACAGGAAGGGUGGGGGCAGCUCUAUUUACAUCCUAGAGCAGGAAAAGGAAGUAGCCCAGCAGAUCCAGAGCCUUUUCCCCAAUUUCACCCAUGUCCCCAUUUAUAAUGACGAGGCUGACCCGCUGGUGGGCUGGUCCCAGCCCCAGAUUUGGAGAGCAGAUGUGACAUAUGCAGCGAUGGUUGUGAAGGUCAUAGCCCAGCAUCAGACCCUGUUGCUGUCACAGCCCAACAACACCCUGAACUAUACCCUGCUGAGCAAUGAUAAUGCCUUCCUGAGCUACCACCCACACUACUUUACCCAGAGGACACUGACUGCCCGCUUCCAGAUGAACAACACAAAGCCACCCCAUGUGCACCUAGUCCGAAAGCCCGUGCUCACUGCCAUGGGGCUGCUGGCCCUGCUGGGUGAAAACCAGUUGUGGUCAAAGGCUCACUGUGAUGGGCUACUGGUGGACAGCAAUCACACAGUGGGAGUACUGGCCACCUCCCACUGGCCUGAGGAGGCGUCUUCACCAGACAGCUGGCAGGCCACCGUGCUGGUGUAUGCCAGUGAUGACAAUCGGACAUCUGCCAACCUCAGUACUGUCACCAUCCAGCUCAACAUCCCACCAGCUACAGACCUUGUCUACAUGACCUAUUAUAUGGAUAAUAAUCUCACCAGCCCUUAUCUGGAAUGGAAGAAACUUGGAUCACCUGUCUUUCCCACCAUAAAGCAAUUUCAGCAGAUGAGAGAGACUGAGGACGCUGUAGCCACAGGCCCAUUUCCAUUUCCUGAAAAUGGCCAGCUGACCCUAAAGCAGGAGCUUUCAAUACCCUCAAUCCUUCUCCUUCAUGUGUGUUCGAGGCCGCAGCUGCCCCCAAACCAGGUGAAUGGUGUCCGAAUCUUGCCUGUCACAAGAGGGCAGAUCACGCUGCUCUGGGAUGAUAGCUGCGUGAACUCAAAGUGUCUGAGAACAUAUGAAGUUGAAUUCUCCCAACAUGGAUAUAUUUACAGAGGGAUCAACAGGAAGGAGUCAACUUUCAACCUUUUUGUCUUUGCUCCAGACGAUGCCAAUGUCACUGGCUUCUACCGGCUCCGUGCUGUGGAUUACUGGGGCCGCCCAGGCCUGUUCUCCAUCCCUGUUUACUACAAAGAGGCAGCUGCAUGAGGGUUGUGUGAGUAUACACAGGAGAGGUAAGAAGCAGUCAGAUGAGAAAACAGGAACACAUGUGGACAUCUAUGUUGUCCAAACCCCAGGAAUCACAGCUGAGCCCUGAUGCUUUCAGAGCCUAGGCAAGAGACUUCGAUAUUCUUCAAUCUGGGGUCAGCUAGAUGACGAGUGGAUAGAGCACCGACCCUGGAGUCAAGAGAACCUGAGUUCAAAUCCGGCCUUGGACACCUACUAGCUGUUCGACCCUGGGCAAGGCACUUCACCUCAAUUGUCUCUUAAAAAAAAAUAUCCUUCAACCUGCCCCCCAGAAAUUCCCAGGAAGACUUCUAGAGGACAGCACCAUAACCUAAACAUUUACCGUAAGGGUGGUGUUCUUAAAAUUACUAUGUCCCUUGGGAAUGAAAGGGGAUUAAAGAGGAAUUAGACUGUAAUUCCUCUGGAGAUAUGGGAGAUUGCACUCAUUUUGUGUGAGUACAGAGAAUGCUCUUACUGAUUGAUUCCCAUCAUCAUUAUUUAUAUUGUUUCAUGUCUUGAUUAAAUGCUUUUACUAUA